AUGUCGGUUUUCAACCCAUUAACCAGCGAUUAUUCAACUCAACUAUUCGCUGCCAUCGGAAAAAAGUUGUACUUGAACUCUGAAUCGGCCGAUGUUCACUUUGUCUUCGAAUCAAACGAUGACAUCGAACGAGUGCCAGCACACAAAAUGCUCUUGAUGGCGGCCAGUAAUGUCUUCGUCACAAUGUUCAAUGGAUCGUGGAAGGAGAUGGAUAAGGUGAAAAUUGGCGAUGUUUCGGCUUCUGCCUUUAAGGAAUUUCUACAGUUUUUUUACAUUGGUCAAGUCAAGCUAACCAUGGAAAACGUCGCUGCAGUGAUGAAUCUCGGUGAAAUGUACAAUGUGACCGAGUGUUUGGCAGUGUGCACCAAAUUCCUGAAAAAUAAUCUCAAUGAUGAAAACGUCUGUAGUAACUAUGAAUUGGCAAUCUUUCUCAAUCAAGAGAGAUUGAAAAAGGCAUGUGAAAUUUUCAUUGGAUUGAAUAUCAAAGCAGUGUUCAAGUCAACAGACUUCCAGACAUGUGAUCGAAAGAUGUUAGCUCAAAUACUGAAGCUGAAUUGGAUGUCAUGCACUGAAGUCGAGCUCUUUGUGGCGUGCAUGACUUGGGUCAAGUCGGCGAGCAAGCAGGAUGUUUUAACGAAAGAGAUCGUACAAGCUCACCUCGGCGAUUUGUUUCAUGAAAUUCGCUUCGGUUCGAUGUCGUUACCAGAUUUCUCUGCACUGAUUCCAACGUAUGGAAGCACAUUUUCGUUUGAUGAGCACCAGGAAAUCAUUCAAAUUAUCGCAGACCCAACGUUUCAGCCAACAAUCCUCAGUGGCGAUCGUGUGGAAAGAUGCCAUUCGUCGGAACCAUGGCAUCGAAAUCGAAAAAUUCUCUGUGAUCGACUAAUUUCAAGUUAUGGUUCAUCUGAACCAUAUAAAAUCGAAAGCAUAGAAACAACCGUCUUCUCAACCAACGAAUCUCUUUUACUUCGAGCGAUCGAUUGUCCCCAAGUGCUCGUGUAUAUGCGUGGGCUAAAUUACUGUGCACAUUAUCAUGACAUGCCAACUAAAGUAGUUAUCGUGGAAGUGGCCGAUUCAGAGAAAGAAGUUAUCCUUUAUAGUGCAAAUGAAAUUCUGAAUCGUAGGAGAAAUGUUCGUAUUUUCCUAACUAAACCGAUUCUCGUUAGACCUGGUUUUAUGUAUAAAAUUCGGCUGGAAAACGGGCUACCAGAUGAAUAUGAUUGUCAUGCCGGCGGAUUAUUGAAGACGAGUGUUGAAUUGGAAUCAGGUAUAAUUAUACAGUUCCAUCGCGACUGCGUGGAUGAUUUUGAGGAUGAUUCAGAUAUAGGAACGGGAUUUCUUGAGGAUGAUCCAGAUAUAGGAAGGGGAUUAAUUGAGGGACUUCACUUCUAUAUAAUUUGA
Molecule: messenger RNA, 1401 nt
Organism: Sitodiplosis mosellana (orange wheat blossom midge)
Lineage: Eukaryota; Metazoa; Arthropoda; Insecta; Diptera; Cecidomyiidae
Exons: 1
Coding region: 1-1401 (466 amino acids)
Molecular function (GO): protein binding
Source: RefSeq, a predicted model, not a curated record